GCCUUCUUCCCGCGCAACCGCAGCCUGGAGGACCACCGCUUCGAGAACACGCCCGAGAUCGCCAUCCGCUCCCUGGAUGCGCGCGGCGACCUGGCCAAGCUCUUCACCUUCGACCUCAACCCCUCCGACGACAACAUCCUCAAGAUCAAGCAGGGCGCCAAGGAGCAGCACAAGCUGGGCUUCGUGCGCGCCUUCCUGCACCCACCGGACCCGCAGCCAGGCGCCCAGUCCUACGCGUACCUGGCGCUCAACAGCGAGGCGCGCGCGGGUGACAAGGAAAGCCAGGCGCAGAGCCUGCUGGCGCGCAUCUGCCUGCCCCGCGGCGCAGGCGGCGACGCCAAGAAGCUCACUGAGUCCUACAUCCAACUUGGCUUGCAGUGCGCGGGCGGCGCGGGCCGCGGCGACCUCUACAGCCGCCUGGUGUCCGUCUUCCCCGCGGGCGAACUGCUCUUUGCGGUCUUCGAGCGGCCGCAGGGGGCCCCAGCGUCACGCACGACCCCCGCCGCGCUCUGUGCCUUCCGCUUCGCCGACGUGCAAGCCGCAAUCCGCGCAGCGCGCACCGCCUGCUUCGUGGAGCCCGCACCCGACGUGGUGGCCGUGCUCGACAGCGUGGUGCAGGGCACCGGGCCGGCCUGCGAGCGCAAGCGCAACAUCCAGCUGCAGCCGGAGCAGCUGGACUGCGGGGCUGCCCACCUGCAACACCCGCUGUCCAUCGUGCAGCCCCUGAAGGCCACGCCCGUGUUCCGAGCCCCGGGCCUGUCGUCCGUGGCCGUGGCCAGCGUGGGCAGCUACACGGUAGUCUUCCUGGGCACAGUCAGCGGGCGGCUGCUGAAGAUCAACCUGAAUGAGAGCAUGCAGGUGGUGAGCAGGAGGGUGGUGACGGUGGCCUAUGGGGAGCCCGUGCACCACGUCAUGCAGUUUGACCCCGCAGACCCUGGGUACCUCUAUCUGAUGACGUCCUACCAGAUGGCCAGGGUGAAAGUCGCUGCGUGCGCCGUGCACACCACCUGUGGGGACUGCGUGGGUGCGGCCGACGCCUACUGUGGCUGGUGCGCCCUGGAAACCCGGUGCACCCUGCAGCAGGACUGCGCCAACUCCAGCCAGCCGCAUUUCUGGACCAGUGCCAGCGAGGGCCCCGGCCGCUGUCCCACCAUGACCAUCCUGCCGGCCGAGAUCGACGUGCACCAGGAGUACCCGGGUAUGAUCCUGCAGAUCUCAGGGAGCCUGCCCAGCCUCAGCGGCAUGGAGAUGGCCUGUGACUAUGGAAACAUCCGCACUGUGGCCCGGGUCCCAGGCCCUGCCUUUGGACACCAGAUCGCCUACUGCAACCUCCUUCCAAGGGACCAGUUCCCACCCUUCCCGCCCCACCAAGACCACGUGACCGUGGAGAUGUCGGUGCGAGUCAACGGGCAGAACAUCGUCAGGGCCAGUUUCGCCAUCUACGACUGCAGCCGCGUGGGACAAGUGUACCCACACACGGCCUGCACCAGCUGCCUGUCAGCACAAUGGCCCUGUUUCUGGUGCACCCAGCAGCACACCUGCGUCUCCAACCAGUCUCGGUGUGAGGCCUCACCAAAUCCCACGAGCCCUCAGGACUGCCCGCAGAUCGUGCCCUCAGCCCUGGCUCCCAUGCCCACGGGCAGCUCCCAGAGCCUCCCAGUGCAUCUGGCCAACGCCGCCUUCUUCCAGGGUGCAGCCCUUGAAUGCAGCUUCGGGCACGAGGAGCUCUUCGAGGCUGUGUGGGUGAAUGAGUCGGCCGUACGCUGCAACCAAGUGGUGCUACACACGACCCAGAAGAGCCAGAUGUUUCCACUCAGCCUCCAACUAAAGGGGCAGCCAGCCCGAUUCCUGGACAGCCCUGACCCCAUGAAAGUGGAGGUCUACAACUGUGCCAUGGGCAGCCCCGACUGUUCCCAGUGCCUGGGCCGGGAGGACCUGGGCCACCUGUGUGUGUGGAGUGACGGCUGCCGCCUGCGGGGGGCCCUGCCGCCCCUGCCUGGCACCUGCCCUGCCCCCGAGAUCCGAGCGAUCGAGCCCCUGAGUGGCCCCCUGGACGGCGGGACCCUGCUGACCAUCCGCGGCAGGAACCUGGGCCGGCGGCUUAGCGACGUGGCUCACGGCGUGUGGAUUGGCAGCGUGGCCUGUGAGCCACUGGCCGACAGAUACACGGUGUCAGAGGAGAUCGUGUGUGCAACAGGGCCAGCCCCAGGCGCGUUCUCGGACGUGGUGACAGUGAACGCCUCCAAGGAGGGCAGGUCGCGGGAGCGAUUCUCCUAUGUGCUCCCCCUUGUCCACUCCCUGGAGCCUGCUGUGGGCCCCAAGGCCGGCGGCACCAGGGUCACCAUCCAUGGGAACGACCUCCACGUGGGCUCCGAGCUGCAGGUCCUGGUGAAUGAUACGGAGCCCUGCACGGAGCUGGUGCGCACGGACACCAGCAUCACCUGCACAGUGCCUGGGGGCACCCUGCCGGCCCCCGUGCCCGUGUGUGUGCGCUUUGAGCGCCGGGGUUGCGUGCGUGGCAACCUCACCUUCUGGUACAUGCGGAACCCGGUCAUCACGGCCAUCAGUCCCCGCCGCAGCCCCGUCAGCGGUGGCAGGACCAUCACAGUGGCUGGCGAGCGUUUCCACAUGGUGCAGAACGUGUCCAUGGCCGUGCACCACAUCGGCCGGGAGCCCACGCUCUGCAAGGUCCUCAACUCCACCCUCAUCACCUGCCCAUCACCUGGGGCCAUGAACAACGCGUCAGCCCCCGUGAUCUUCUUCAUCAAUGGGCGGGCCUAUGCAGACGAGGUGGCGGUGGCUGAGGAGCUGCUGGACCCCGAGGAGGCCCAGCGGGGCAGCCGGUUCCGCCUGGACUACCUCCCAGACCCACAGUUCUCCACGGCCAAGAGGGAGAAGUGGAUCAAGCACCAUCCCGGGGAGCCCCUCACCCUGGUCAUCCACAAGGAGCAGGACAGCCUGGGCCUCGAGAGCCACGAGUACCGGGUCAGGAUAGGCCAGGUGGCCUGUGACAUCCAGAUCGUCUCCGAGAGAGUCAUCCACUGCUCGGUCAAUGAGUCCCUGGGCACAGCUGAGGGCCAGCUGCCCAUCACAAUCCAGGUGGGGAACUUCAACCAGACCAUUGCCACGCUGCAGCUGGGGGGCAGCGAGACCGCCAUCAUUGUGUCCAUCGUCAUCUGCAGUGUCCUACUGCUGCUGUCUGUGGUUGGUAAGGAGUGCCACCCCCCUGACAUCUUGCAAGGCAGACCUACCCGCCCUUGCCCCGGGCCCUCUGAAGAUCUGCUGCAGAUGGAGGAGAUGGAGUCUCAGAUCCGAGAGGAAAUCCGUAAAGGCUUCGCGGAGCUGCAGACGGACAUGACGGACCUGACGAAGGAGCUGAACCGCAGCCAGGGCAUCCCCUUCCUGGAGUACAAGCACUUUGUGACCCGCACCUUCUUCCCCAAGUGCUCCUCCCUCUAUGAAGAGCGCUACGUGCUGCCCUCCCAGACCCUCAACUCCCAGGGCAGCUCCCCGGUGCAGGAGACCCACCCACUGCUGGGAGAGUGGAAGAUCCCUGAGAGCUGCCGGCCCAACAUGGAAGAGGGCAUCAGCCUGUUCUCCUCCCUGCUCAACAACAAGCACUUCCUCAUCGUCUUCGUCCACGCGCUGGAGCAACAGAAGGACUUCGCAGUGCGAGACAGGUGCAACCUGGCUUCCCUGCUGACCAUCGCGCUCCACAGCAAGCUUGAGUACUACACAGGCAUAAUGAAGGAGCUGCUGGUGGACCUCAUUGACGCCUCGGCCGCCAAGAACCCCAAGCUCAUGCUGCGGCGCACGGAGUCCGUGGUCGAGAAGAUGCUCACCAACUGGAUGUCCAUCUGCAUGUACAGCUGCCUGCGGGAGACGGUCGGGGAGCCGUUCUUCCUGCUGCUGUGCGCCAUCAAGCAGCAGGUCAACAAGGGCUCCAUUGACGCCAUCACCGGCAAGGCCCGCUACACGCUCAGCGAGGAGUGGCUGCUGCGCGAGAACAUCGAGGCCAAGCCCCGCAACCUCAACGUGUCCUUCCAGGGCUGCGGCAUGGACUCGCUGAGUGUGCGGGCCAUGGACACGGACACGCUGACGCAGGUGAAGGAGAAGAUUCUGGAAGCCUUCUGCAAGAACGUGCCCUACUCCCAGUGGCCGCGCGCCGAGGACGUCGACCUGGAGUGGUUCGCCUCCAGCACGCAGAGCUACAUCCUGCGGGACCUGGACGACACUUCGGUGGUGGAGGAUGGCCGUAAGAAGCUCAACACGCUGGCCCACUACAAGAUCCCUGAAGGUGCCUCCCUGGCCAUGAGCCUCACAGACAAGAAGGACAACACGCUGGGCCGAGUGAAAGACUUGGACACAGAGAAGUAUUUCCAUUUGGUGCUGCCCACGGAUGAGCUGGCAGAGCCCAAGAAGUCCCACCGGCAGAGCCACCGCAAGAAGGUGCUCCCGGAGAUCUACCUGACCCGCCUGCUGUCCACCAAGGGCACGCUGCAGAAGUUUCUAGAUGACUUGUUCAAGGCCAUUCUGAGCAUCCGUGAAGACAAACCUCCACUGGCCGUCAAGUAUUUCUUUGACUUUCUGGAGGAGCAAGCCGAGAAGAGGGGGAUCUCAGACCCCGACACCCUACACAUCUGGAAGACCAACAGCCUUCCUCUCCGUUUCUGGGUGAACAUCCUGAAGAACCCGCAGUUCGUCUUCGACAUCGACAAGACAGACCAUAUUGACGCCUGCCUCUCGGUCAUCGCGCAGGCCUUCAUUGACGCCUGCUCCAUCUCCGACCUGCAGCUGGGCAAGGAUUCGCCAACCAACAAGCUCCUCUACGCCAAGGAGAUUCCCGAGUACCGGAAAAUCGUGCAGCGCUACUACAAACAGAUCCACGACAUGACCCCGCUCAGCGAGCAGGAGAUGAACGCGCACCUGGCGGAGGAGUCGCGGAAAUACCAGAAUGAGUUCAACACCAACGUGGCCAUGGCAGAGAUUUAUAAAUAUGCCAAGAGGUAUCGCCCACAGAUCAUGACCGCCCUGGAGGCGAACCCCACGGCCCGGAGGACGCAACUGCAGCACAAGUUCGAGCAGGUGGUGGCCCUGAUGGAGGACAACAUCUACGAGUGCUGCAGCGAGGCCUGAGCCCGCAGCAGUGGGCGGGGGCUGAGGAGCGCCACCCGCUGCUUCUCUCUGCUCCCAGUGCCUCUGACUCCGGCUGGGGAAUGACUGAGCAGAGGCAGCUAGGGUGGGGGACGAGGGGCCUCUCUGAGCCAGGCGGAGGAGCCCCGGGCCCUGGCCCCUCAG
This is a messenger RNA of Vicugna pacos (alpaca), 5298 nucleotides long. The record is from RefSeq and is a predicted model, not a curated record. NCBI's taxonomy places the organism in Eukaryota, Metazoa, Chordata, Mammalia, Artiodactyla, Camelidae.